This is a messenger RNA of Trypanosoma cruzi, 936 nucleotides long. RefSeq lists its product as uncharacterized. Gene Ontology annotation, cellular component: nucleotide-activated protein kinase complex; nucleus; cytoplasm. The coding region runs from base 1 to 936 and encodes 311 amino acids. Gene Ontology annotation, molecular function: protein kinase binding. The record is from RefSeq and is a predicted model, not a curated record. Gene Ontology annotation, biological process: signal transduction. The transcript has a single exon. Lineage: Eukaryota; Euglenozoa; Kinetoplastea; Trypanosomatida; Trypanosomatidae.
AUGGGCCAACAAAAUGCCAGGGAUUCAAAGUUGUUGAGGCGCGAAGUCAGAGUUGACACCGCCCCUGUUGUUGGUGACGCGAAUCAUAGAAACACUUCCGGUGGUCAGAAAAUUGGAUCGCGUUAUGCGACCAUGCGAGAAAACAUCCUGCAGCAGCCAGCACAGUACCGCGAUCCCAUGACGGAGGUAACACUCACCUCAUCUGGUGGCACGACGAUGGGGCACGAUGGCACGCACGCUGUUGGUUCCACCGCUGCCGCUGCCGCUGCUGCUGCUGCUGCAGAGGCUCUUGCGAAGCAGAAAAAGUACCCCGUCGUACUGCGUUACGCCGACAAGGAUGCCAAGCAGCUGCUAACGAAGAAGCAGAAUGUUUACGUAACGGUAGAGACGUUGGGGUGGCGUCCAGUGCAGAUGGCGCCUAGCGAAGACUCCUUUUACGCCAUUCUUGAACUUACCCCGGGCAGUCACCGAUAUCGUUUCCUCGUUCAGGACAAGGAGGUUGUCGACAGCACACAAGCGAUUGCCGAACCUCCGAAAGAGGGGUCGAAUGAUCCUCCAGCGAAUAUUCUGCAGCUCAAUGAGGUGCUCUUGAUGACCAAGGAGGACGAGGAGAUUAUUGAUGACGGGGAGGGAUGGGGACAAAAUCACGAGAUGUUUGUGGAGACAAGAAAUUAUCCACCUAUCGCGCCAGUGCAUUUGCGUUACACACCACUCAACACACCGCCCACCGCUGUCCGUUGCACACGUGACGGCGUUAUUUCGUCAGCAGGUGAAAUCAUGUCGCCAGAAAAUCUUCCGCUACCGUUAAAUGUGACGAUUAAUCACGUCUACUUUCAGCGUCGCGAGGACCACUCCGUCAUGGGAUUAACGACGCGGUACUGCAAUAAAUACACCACCGUCGUGUAUUAUUCAAGAAUGGGAGCUCCGAACGGGUGA